This is a messenger RNA of Plasmodium reichenowi, 411 nucleotides long. Its product is annotated as Yip1 protein, putative. The transcript has 5 exons. The record is from RefSeq and is a predicted model, not a curated record. The annotation marks the transcript as partial. Gene Ontology annotation, cellular component: membrane; trans-Golgi network. NCBI's taxonomy places the organism in Eukaryota, Apicomplexa, Aconoidasida, Haemosporida, Plasmodiidae. Gene Ontology annotation, biological process: vesicle fusion with Golgi apparatus; endoplasmic reticulum to Golgi vesicle-mediated transport.
GAGAACUCAGACUUAUCGGGACCCCUAAUAAUUGUGCUUUCCCUAGGAUUUAUUUUAUUACUAGCUGGAAAAGCUUCCUUUAGUUAUAUUUAUUUGAUUGGUAUUGUGAGUAGCUUGAGUAUAUAUUUACUUCUCAAUAUGAUGAGUCAAAAUUCAACUGUGGAUUUAUAUCGAACCAUUAGUAUGCUCGGUUAUGCUCUGUUACCUCUAGUCAUAUUAUCAUUAAUAUCUAUAAUUAUUAAUUUAAGAUCUAAAAAAGGAUAUUGUAUAUCUUUUUUUUGUAUUUUAUGGUCAGCUUUAACAGCUUCUCGAUUUUUUGAAGUGGCAUUGCGUAUGAACAGUCAAAGAUACCUUGUGGCUUAUCCUAUAUUUUUAUUAUAUUCAUGUUUUGCCUUAAUUAUAAUUUUUUAG